Aspergillus ibericus CBS 121593 is the source of this 1404-nucleotide messenger RNA. Its product is annotated as putative cytochrome b5 reductase. Gene Ontology annotation, molecular function: oxidoreductase activity; heme binding. The coding region runs from base 1 to 1404 and encodes 467 amino acids. The transcript is spliced from 2 exons. NCBI's taxonomy places the organism in Eukaryota, Fungi, Ascomycota, Eurotiomycetes, Eurotiales, Aspergillaceae. The record is from RefSeq and is a predicted model, not a curated record. Gene Ontology annotation, cellular component: endoplasmic reticulum.
AUGGAAACGGGCGCUGACACCCAGCUCGCCGAAUACACAUUAGCUGAUGUUGCAAAGCAUAACCGCAAAGGCGACCUUUGGAUUGCCAUCCACGGGCAAGUCUUUGACAUCACGGAGUACCUGCAAGAUCACCCGGGUGGCGCAGAUGUCCUCAUUGAGACCGCCGGUUCGGAUGCCACCGCAGAUUUUGAGGAUGUUGGCCACUCCGAGGAUUCCCGCGAAAUCUUGCAGGAGUACUUGAUCGGCACCCUGAAGGAUGCGAAAGAAUACGUUGCUCCAAAGGCAGUCCGUGUGAUUGCCCCAAAGUCAGAGAAGAUUGAACAGUCGACAAGCAGUCGUUCAAUGCAAGUGAUCACUGGCACCCUGGGAGCGGUGACAGCGCUGCUCUGCGUCCUGAACCGGGGAACUCCCCGCAUGUUGGACAUUGCAAAAAUCCUGCAGAGAGUCGUGCCACAAGAAUUCAACGAGUUUAGGAUGCCAGGCGGAGGGUUUGCCAGUGGAUUCUUUGCAGCUACUCUCGCCUCUUGCGCUAUCGGAAGUGUCGUAGCUCGUCAAGCCGCCAAGUUGAUGAAGAUCGAAUCUGGGUUCAUGCGCUAUCCUCCACACGUCAGGGCACGGAAAAUGGCCCGGGCAGACCCUCACAUGGCCAAAGGGUUUCUUGACUCCAAAGAAUACCAACGCCUACCUCUGGUCCAGAAGGAUCUGUUGUCACCGGAUGUGUACCGAUUUGUGUUCGCUUUGCCUGAUAUGAAGGGAGUGAUCGGUCUUCCCAUCGGGCAGCACGUCGCCAUUCGCGCCAACAUCAACGGCAACAGCGUGACCCGAUCCUACACCCCAGUGUCGAACAACCUAGACUUGGGUCGACUAGAAUUGGUUGUGAAAUGUUAUCCUGACGGCUUACUGAGCGGUCAAUACCUUGCCAACCUGACUGUUGGUGACGAGGUGGAGUUCCGGGGACCCAAGGGGGCUAUGCGCUACAGCCGAGGGCUAUGUACUAAGAUAGGGAUGGUGGCCGGAGGGACAGGCAUCACACCUAUGUACCAGCUCAUUCGUGCGAUUUGCGAGGACGAGCGGGAUACGACCGAGAUCAGUCUGAUUUACGCUAGCCGGACGGAGGGAGACAUCCUACUGCGUGAAGAGCUGGAGGCCUUUGCACGCAAGUAUCCCAAGAACUUCAGACUCUGGUAUAUGCUGGACACGGCUCCGGAGGGAUGGAUGUAUGGGACCGGCCACGUGAACCCGACGAUUCUCAGCGAGCGGUUGCCUGCCCCGUCGGCGGAGACGAAGGUCCUGCUCUGUGGGCCUCCGGGCAUGGUAAACGCGUGCAAAAAGGCCUUGGCUGGAAUGGGGUUCCAGGCGCCAGGGUCGAUCUCCAAGAUGAGCGACGAGAUCUUUUGUUUCUAG